Drosophila erecta is the source of this 366-nucleotide messenger RNA. RefSeq lists its product as uncharacterized. Lineage: Eukaryota; Metazoa; Arthropoda; Insecta; Diptera; Drosophilidae. The record is from RefSeq and is a predicted model, not a curated record. The transcript has 2 exons. The coding region runs from base 1 to 366 and encodes 121 amino acids.
AUGAAAUACACGCAUCAGAUGGCCAGUCCAAACAGCAGUAGCAUCCACAUAAACACCAACCACAAGCGCCAGAAUCGCUUCACACAGUUAAUGGACCGCCUGCCCCUGGGAGGGCUCAGUCCCAGCUCUGCCAAGCUGGGCACACCGGGGGCGCCGCAAAACCAGAACCAGAACCAGAAUCCAAGUCCAAAUCAGAAUCAGAAUCAGCCAUCAAUGUCCUCGUCGGUGAGCAGCCUGAAUCCCAGCAUCUCGCAGCUGGAGGUGACUUCUACAGGCGACCAUCUCUGCCGCUCCGUGAGCUUUCUUAGCGAGGAGCUGCUCCUGGACAUGGAGACCGGCGAGGAGAUCCAUGAUCCGCACAGGUAG